Molecule: messenger RNA, 2707 nt
Organism: Erpetoichthys calabaricus (reedfish)
Lineage: Eukaryota; Metazoa; Chordata; Cladistia; Polypteriformes; Polypteridae
Gene: spsb1
Product: splA/ryanodine receptor domain and SOCS box containing 1
Exons: 3
Coding region: 527-1348 (273 amino acids)
Biological process (GO): intracellular signal transduction; proteasome-mediated ubiquitin-dependent protein catabolic process
Cellular component (GO): SCF ubiquitin ligase complex
Molecular function (GO): protein binding
Source: RefSeq, a predicted model, not a curated record
AGCGCGCAGCUGACGACUAUUUGUACCACGUGACAAGCGGAAGCUACAGUUUCUCUUCUCACUCUUUGCAGUAAUAGCAGCGGCCAUCGCUGUCAUCCUCGCAGCGUUGCUUUCAGCUCCGAUGGAGCGAAGCCGCGACAAAUGGUGAUGAUGGUGACGACGACUGCGCGGCUCGGCGGCAUCCGCACUGUUUAAACCCAUAACUGUCACCGUGUUUUUUUUUCUUUUUUGGUUCAAGUCGUUUGUUUUUUUGUUUUUUUUUUUUUUUUUUUUUUACAAGGGGGACGUGAGAGGAGCUCUCUUGCGUUCUUGUUGGAGAGGAUUUAUUUGUGGGGCGUAACGCAUUUUAUUGGGGGCCUCCUAGUCGUCGACCAGAGUAGGUUCCUUUGAUUGGUGCAGAUGUUGACCUUGAAUCCUAGCUGCCUGUUCCUAGAAUUUCUUUAAUUGGUGGUACAGUAAAGGUGGAGUUGGAUUUUUUUUUUUUUUUUUUUUUUUAAACUUGAAUUGAACCACUGAAGAAUUCAAUAUGGGACAGAAAGUUCCUGGUGGGAUAAAAACAGUUGAUAUGAGAGACCCUGCUUUUAGACCUCUGAAAUAUGAGCUACAAGCUCUGGAUAGCAGCAAACCUGCCCGGUUGGACAUGCUUUUGGACAUGCCACCUGCAUCGUACGAAAUCCAGAUACAACAUUCUUGGAACAAUGAUGACCGUUCAUUAAACAUUUUUGUUAAAGAUGAUAAUAAGUUAAUAUUUCACCGGCAUCCGGUGGCACAGAGCACAGAUGCAAUUAGAGGUAAAGUAGGAUAUACUCGUGGACUCCAUGUUUGGGAAAUCAGCUGGGCAAUGCGGCAGAGAGGAACACAUGCAGUUGUAGGUGUUGCGACAGCAGAUGCUCCUUUACAUUCUGUAGGAUAUACUGCCUUAGUUGGAAAUAACCAUGAAUCUUGGGGCUGGGACCUUGGACGGAACAAACUUUAUCACGAUGGGAAAAAUCAGCCCAGUAGGACCUAUCCAGCUUUUUUGGAGCCAGAUGAAACAUUUAUAGUACCAGACUCUUUAUUUGUAGUUUUGGACAUGGAUGAAGGAACUCUGAGCUUUAUUGUUGAUGGACAGUAUCUGGGAGUAGCAUUUAGGGGUUUGAAAGGCAAAAAACUUCAUCCUGUAGUCAGUGCUGUCUGGGGACACUGUGAAAUUCGUAUCCGAUAUAUCAAUGGACUUGAUCCUGAACCUCUCCCGUUGAUGGACUUGUGUCGGCGUGCAGUUCGGGUUGCCUUGGGGAAGGAACGCUUGGAUGAAAUCCACUCCCUGCCCCUGCCAGCUUCACUUAAGAACUACCUACUUUAUCAGUGAUGUUGCCUAUUCUGAUGGACUUGAAUGUUUGGGGUAAAGGAGCCUGAGAUCUGUCUUCCCCUUCUUACCUUGCAUCCUUUGUUUUUCCUUUAUGCACAGUCUUGAAGCUGUAUUUGUCCCCCAAAAAUAAUCCAGUGGUCCUCAACCUUAAACUAGCAAAUCAUACCACAUCUAUGAUGUGUGUGUACAAUGCAAAUGUUGCUUGUUUAAUUUGGUAUUACAACUUGUCAUUUUAAAUUAUGAAAUCUUUAAGACAGUUUUUUUAUUUUUUUGUCUGUAUUCUAAAUUUGGUUACUGCAGGGAAGAACAGCUGUAUCUGAGCAGUGUUGCACUAAGCCUCGCAUUGUCAGGUUUUUUACUGUAGACACCUUUUUUUUAAAAAAUAAAUAAAUAAAUAAAUAAAAAAAAAAAAUAAUAAUAAGCCUCUCAAGACACACAAGCUCAUGGUCUCCAUAGAGAGUCUUUUUUUUUUUUUUUUUUUUUUUUUUUUAAUAUGGCUACUUAUUUAAGACUGUAUUUGAGGGAAAUUUACUGCUUGUGUUCACAAAAGUACAGUAAACAAUGACUGGCAAAUGACCAUUCUUUUUGUAUAGCAUCAUUAUACUCACCAGUUCAUUUAGACAGAAGGUUUUAUUUUUAGGGUUUUUGUCCUAGGCAUUGUUCCUGAAGUUUUACAAUCUUGUCAAAAGUUAUUUUUUGCAUUUAUGUGGUAGGGUCUGCUUUAUUCAGUUAUUUUUUUUUUAAACUUAAAGCAUUAAGAAAGAGGUACAGGGAACAUUGUUUUUUUUUUUCUUUUUUUUUUUUUUAACCUUGCGUUGUAAGCUUCAAUGAAUUAAGUGCCUCUCCAACCUAAACUAAGGGUUGUUUUUACUCUUUGACUAGAUCUAGUUUGUGUUGAACUGGAACACUAAAUCUUGAUGGCAAGGUUGUAGACUGCAAAAUCUCCUCUCUCAGGAACUUUAUAUACUUUGUAUGGUGGUUUGUUACAUUUCAUAAACUGUCCAUGUUCAUGUUCAUGCAAAUGUACUGCUGAUGGAUUUUGGGCUACAAGGUGAAACUCAGAUAAUAAUCACCACUGAGCUGCUGCAGGUACCUGAUUUGUCCAUGAAAUAUUUAAAGCAUUUGCCUACAAUUGGAAGUAGAAAUGCAGACUGAGAAUGUUUGUUUGAAUCCUGGUUUGUAUAAUGAACCUUCCACAAUCUAAAAUUCCUUGUCAUUUGGCAGUUUUAUUUUAGCUGUGUGUAUGCUUGUUCUCCAAUCUGUCGUUUGUCAAUUCAGGCUAAUACUUUCAAAUAUUUUAAUUCCUGUAUACUGUAGAUAAUGUUCUUAACCUAAUAAUAAAGUUUAUUAUAAAUUAAA